AUACUAAAGCUAACACGGGAGACCAAAAAGAUCCUACCAUCUAUAUCACUAUCUGUCACUGUCCCUCAUACAUUAACUAUCCUUGAUCAGGUAAUGCUAGCAGAGUUGCUGGAACAAGAAGGUGCUGACAUAAUUCAGACUGAAGGCGGAAAAUAUUCAAAUCCAACAAAACCUGGAGUUAUGGGUUUAAUUGAGAAGGCAACACCAACCAUAGCUGCUGCAUAUUCUAUUGCAAGGGCUGUUAAAAUUCCAGUUAUGUGUUCAUCUGGACUUAGUGCUGUUACAGCACCCAUGGCCUUGGCUGCAGGAGCAGCUGGAGUG
Molecule: messenger RNA, 321 nt
Organism: Phalaenopsis equestris
Lineage: Eukaryota; Viridiplantae; Streptophyta; Magnoliopsida; Asparagales; Orchidaceae
Exons: 3
Source: RefSeq, a predicted model, not a curated record